Messenger RNA from Aspergillus nomiae NRRL 13137, 3336 nucleotides. RefSeq lists its product as uncharacterized. The transcript has 11 exons. The coding region runs from base 1 to 3336 and encodes 1111 amino acids. Lineage: Eukaryota; Fungi; Ascomycota; Eurotiomycetes; Eurotiales; Aspergillaceae. Gene Ontology annotation, molecular function: zinc ion binding; DNA-binding transcription factor activity, RNA polymerase II-specific. Gene Ontology annotation, biological process: regulation of DNA-templated transcription. The record is from RefSeq and is a predicted model, not a curated record.
AUGCCCCUUUCCAGUACCUGUCAGAAUUGUGCCAAGUCCAAGGUCCGGUGUGUACGGAAUACUGCAGAAUCAGAUAUCUGCUCUCGGUGUGCACGGUUGAACAAGCAAUGUACAUAUCGUGAGACCGGUCGGCGGUUUAAGGGCUUCAAAAAAGACCGGCAGAUAGAAGCUCUUGAGUCAAAGAUUAAUGAACUCAUGACUAACUCCGAAUCAACUCCAGCAAACCCAACAGUCCUUGAAAGUGCUAUAUGCAGUCCAACUGGCGAAGAAACUGACAAGGACAGGAUGGACGUUAUUGCACGCGGUCUACUAAAUAUGGAAACUGCCCAGUCUUUCAUAGAUAUUUAUAAGACGGAAAUGGCGUUACAUUUUCCGUUCGUUGUUAUCUCACCGCAGGUCGCUGCCGCAGAUCUUCGGCAAGAAAAGCCAUUUCUCUUCUUAGCUUUACUCGCAUCUGCGGCAUACUCCAAUAUGCCACUGCAGAGAGUGCUAGGUAAGGAGAUCAAGAGAAUCAUUGCUUCUCGCAUGAUUAUGCGCGGAGACGUUUCAUUUGAGUUGCUACAGGGAAUGCUGGUCUUUCUGGCUUGGUCCCAUUAUCACUCGCGACCCCAUCGAUAUACGCAGUUUCUACAGCUGGCUAUAGGUCUUCUGGUUGAGCUGCGGUUGGAUCGACCACCACAAACGAAAACAUGGAAAACAGCACUUAGAUUUGAUAAAGAAUAUGCACUCGACGAUGAAAACUAUGUUCGCCCAUCCUGGGGCCUUGAGGAGCAGAGAGCCGUUGUUGGAUGCUAUUACCUGUCAUCCACCAUUUCCAUCCUUCUACACAAGCCGUCUUGCUUCCCAAAUAUAGCUCCAUAUCUCGAACAAUGCUGCCAGUCUCUACACAAUGAAGGUGACCUCGCUCAUGACAAGCACAUUAUGCACAUUUUCCAAUUGCAGGUUAUUGCGGAAAAGAUUAACAAUCUGUCUUGGAAACAUGGCAUCGAGCUGAUAGAUUACGCGGCCAGCUUCCUGUUGACUUUUAUGAAACUCGUGAGUAUCCCCCUAAACCCGCCUUUAACGUAUGAGCUCUAUACAACAGAGCUAUGCUUGUACCAAGUCAGCAUUUCUCAGCAGAGCACACUAUCUUCUAGGUCGGCAUGUUCCAUAGUCUCUGAGACCUGGUGGAACGAGAUCUUCUGUUCUGGCCUUACUGCGGCAGAUAAUAUUCUAAAUAUGUACAUGGAGCUACCGAUAGGGUGCGAACAGGGGUUCAACAACACACAAUGGGUACAAAUGGCUUUCUGCAUCCUGGUUGCUUGUAGGCAAAUUGUUGCAGCUUCACGGAUGGGAAAAGCAGCCCUAAUUCCACAGAGUCGUACAUGGCCGGAAACUCUAGGAAAACUGCGGCAGCGCCUAGCAGCGUUAUCUACAACGCACGUGGACCUGGAUGGCGAUCGAGACGUCUUUGUCGACUUUGAGAAACGCGUUGCUCGCAUCCAGGGCUGGUUUUCUUCCAACUUCGAAAACCAAGAAGCAACCUACCCUUCUCAGCGCCUUGCCGCAAGACAAAAUGUUGGCCUGGAUACCACACCAGGGCUGUCGUAUGACGCUACAAUUGGACAGUUAGACAUGCCCGGGGAUCCGUCAUUGACUGGCUAUGAUUUCCAAUUAGCUGCAGAAUUCUUCCUUCCUCCCAAUCUGGACAUGAUGACUGGGCCGGCAUUCCCAGCAUUCACGCUCGACAAGAACUCGACGACAUUGACAUCUGCCCUGGCAAACCUCACCGGGCAAUUCGAUGAACUAUAUAUCCAAGGGUCUGGUUCUCACGGAGAAGUCUAUCCCAAUACCACAUCGUUCAGUGUAUCGCUUUUCUCCACCAAUCAGGGAAGUGCCAGUGCAGAUCCAUUCUUCUUCGAUUAUCAUUACACUGCUCCUUCACUGCGCAACUCAUCCAGCCAGAUUCAACAUGUGAAUCAGGACAGCAUCUACCGCAUCGGUGGACUUACCCAGAUCUUCACAAUCUGGACUAUUCUUGUUGAGGCCGGGGAUACCAUCUGGAAUGAUCCUGUGACGAAAUAUCUUCCUGCACUAGCCGAAACUACGGAGAGUGCGAAUGUAACGCAGGAUCCUAUUCAAUAUGUGGACUGGAAGGAUAUUACUGUGGGCCAACUAGCCAGCCAUAUGUCAGGCCUGCCUAGGGACUACUGUGUGAAUGGCAUAGAGAAAGAGGGUUACAGCAUCAAUGACGGCUUGCCAUCGUCCGCUGGCACUGGUGGUACUUGCACACGGAGUAAUUCAUCUCAAGCCGAAACCCUCGGCACUUUAGCUCAUCUUCCGCCAGUUGCUCCUCCUGGGGUAACCCCCAUAUACUCCAACGUUGGAUUCCAGAUUCUAGGCUACAUCAUAGAAAAGGUCACGGGCCAACCAUUCAACGAUGUUCUCAAAAGUCGCAUCCUCCAGCCACUCGCCCUCACUAACACCAGCCUGCACACCCCUUCAAGGAACUCAGCCGGUAUCAUCCCAACAGACCCCAAAACUAGUGGUUGGGCCCUCGCGAUGUACUCAACAAUCACCGAUCUCUCCACCGCCGGAAAGGCAAUCCUCAACUCAACCCUCCUAACCGAGGCUCAAUCAAACCGCUGGCUGAAGCCGGUCACCCACACGUCCAACCCAGCCAACUCCCUCGGCUACCCCUGGAUCAUCUACAGCAGUGGAGACUACCCCGACACCUCUAUGAUCGACAUUUAUACCUACUAUAGCAGCAUUGGACAGUACAGCUCCUACAUAGGUCUCGUGCCAGACUAUAACGUCGGGUUCGCCGUUCUUGCAACCGACAGCGUCUCCGCGCCGGACCUGAAUGCGCACGCUGAUAUCAUCGGCGAUGUUAUCUUGCCUGCGUUGAUGAAGACGGCGGUUAAGCAGGCCGGUGCUCGGUUUGGUGGCGAGUAUAAAGCUUCUUCUGGGCUUAAUUCGUCGAUUACAGUCUCUGUUGAUAGGUUGCCUGGUAUGUUCGUCGACAGGUUCGUCAGCAAUGGGACAGAUUUCAGGGAGACCCUGGCUUCGUUGAUUGGGGUUAAGGACCCGGAGGCGUUGAGUAUCAGGUUGUAUCCAACCGGCCUGGUUUCGAGCACGGAGUCAGGUGGCUCCAGGGUGGCGUUCAGGGCUGUUUUGCAGGAUAAGAAUGAGCUUGCUGAUGCUGGGACGCCGACUUGUGUUUCGUGGAUGGAUGUGGAUAAGCUAAAGUAUAAUGGUCGUGCCUUGGAUUUAUUUGUUUUUGUGCUCGACAGUGAUGGGAACGCUGUUGGAUUGGAGGUUCCUGGCUUGGUGCUGCAGUUGAAUAGGGAGAAUUAG